Trichophyton benhamiae CBS 112371 is the source of this 234-nucleotide messenger RNA. RefSeq lists its product as uncharacterized. NCBI's taxonomy places the organism in Eukaryota, Fungi, Ascomycota, Eurotiomycetes, Onygenales, Arthrodermataceae. The record is from RefSeq and is a predicted model, not a curated record. Gene Ontology annotation, biological process: translation. The coding region runs from base 1 to 234 and encodes 77 amino acids. Gene Ontology annotation, molecular function: structural constituent of ribosome. The transcript has 2 exons. Gene Ontology annotation, cellular component: ribosome; cytosolic small ribosomal subunit.
AUGCACCGUACCCUUGUCAUCCGACGAGAAUACCUCCACUACAUCCCCAAGUACUCCCGUUACGAGAAGCGACACAAGAACCUCGCCGCUCACGUUUCCCCCGCCUUCCGUGUUGAAGAAGGUGACCAGGUCACCGUUGGCCAGUGCCGACCAUUGAGCAAGACUGUCCGAUUCAACGUUCUCCGCGUUCUACCACGCACCGGCAAGGCCGUCAAGGCAUUCCAGAAAUUCUAA